CACAGAGGGAGGUGGGAGGCAGUGAGACUCAGAGAGGAACAUAAAGGGUCUGCGCUCUGGUCCACUGGUUUGGAUUUAUACCCAGCGACUGGUUCUGAUCUUCAGAGGAACACCACUCAGAGCAGACGCUGCUUCAUCCAUUCAUCCAUUCAUUAAGGCUGCUGAUCCUCUGCGGAGUGAGAUGUCUCCGCUGUCUGUCUGCAGGAUCUCUGUUCUCUCAGCUGUGCUGCUGAUGUCGUGGUGCAUUCAGGGACUUCAUGUGGACGUGUUGCCCAGCAAGCCUCUCUUCCGGCUCGGGCAGCGGCAGCAGCUGUUUUGCCGGGUGCAGGACUGUCCCACGAAGCCGAGCGUGUCGUGGUCCCUGCUGGAAGACCAGCCCCUGGCGGCCUCCAUCAGCUCCAACCACACCGGCUCCACCGUGACCUUCGACCCCGUCCUGAUUGAGCACGAAAGACCCAUACUGUGCCGAGUCAGCUGUGGGGGGAGGACAAUUCAGACCCUCAGCAACGUGCGCGUCUACUCCUUCCCAUCAGCCCCUCAGAUAGGUGGUCAGGACCGGCUCAGGAUGGGGGCGGAGUCUUUCCUCACCUGUCAGGUGUCUCAUGUUUACCCCCCGGAGAGGUUGACGCUCAUCUGGCUGCAAGGGGACACCGUCCGGGAAAGCAUCAUGGGAGAUCCCGGAGCCACGACGCUGAGGUCCGAGUACCGCCCUCAGUACGGGGACUGGGGGAGGACCCUGAGCUGCAGGGCGACGCUGGACCUGGAGGACCUGCCGACUGAGGACCGGACCCAGGAGACCGAGGUCCUGCUUGACCCGCUCUUAGCUCCUGUGGUGACGGUAUUCCCCACCUCUGUCCUGCUGAUGGCCGGCGCUCAGCUCAACCUCUCCUGCACCGUGAAGGGACACCCGGAGCCGGAGCUCAGCUGGAGCUUCAGGUCUGCAGAUGGACAGGUGGUGGCGCUCGGUUCCUCUGGGCAGCUGGUGAUCGAUCAGGUGAGGCUGAGCGACGACGGACGCUACGACUGCGAGGCGAAGAACAGCGAGGGAAAAGAUAUCGCCGGCGUGGAGGUCAGAGUUCACGCGCCCCCCACCAACAUCUCCCUGUCAGUGAGUCCAGGCGAGCAGGUGCUGGAGGGGCAGCAGGUGACCUUUACCUGCCAAUCAGAUGGAGCCCCGCCCCCCGUGCUGGUGCUGAGGAGGGAGGGGGAGGAGCUUCAGAGGACAGACCCCGCCUCCUCCUCUGUCUCCUUCAGCCUCUCCUCCGCCCGGUUCCAGGACUCCGCCUCCUACAAGUGUGAAGCCUCCAAUCAGUACGGAGCUCAGCUGGUGACCCGAUCCCUCACCGUCACAGCUCACCCCAUGCAGGUGGAGCUCAGCCCCCCGGUCCCUGCAGCAGAUCGGGGUUCAGAUCUGUUGCUCAUCUGCCGGGCCUCUGGGUGUCUCCAGCCCCCCACCUUCACCUGGAGGAGGACUGACAAUAACCACAUCCUCUUCCAGAGUAAAAACCAGAACCAGAACCAGUCCCUGCUCAACCUGCAGGACCUGGACCUCCAGGAUCAGGGAGGGUACAGGUGUGCGGCAGAGUGUGACUCCGUGAUCCGGACCGCAGACACCCAGGUCCACGUCUACUCGUUCCCGUCCAAUCCGGUUCUGGAAGUUCCCGGUCCCGUCUUGCUCGGUCAGGAUGUGAUCCUUCGUUGUAACGUCGACGGCGUCUUCUCGGCCAAUCAAAUGAGGAUCCUGUGGCUUUCUGGGAACAGGACGCUGAUGUCCAAGUCGAUCAGGUCCCUCGAUUCCUUAAAGAACGUCUCGUCUGUUCUUCAGUACCAGGUGCUGGAGGAUCAGCCGAUUUUGACCUGCAUGGCCGAGCUGCUGACAGAGGACGGAGACAUUUGGAGGUCCAGGAGGACGAGCGUCGCCCUGCAGAUGCACUAUCCUUCGAGGGGAACCUCCCUGUCAGUGAGUCCAGGCGAGCAGGUGCUCGAGGGGCAGCAGGUGACCUUUACCUGCCAAUCAGAUGGAGCCCCGCCCCCCAUGCUGGUGCUGAGGAGGGAGGGGGAGGAGCUUCAGAGGACAGACCCCGCCUCUUCCUCCUCGCUCUCCUUCAGCCUCUCCUCCGCCCGGUUCCAGGACUCCGCCUCCUACCACUGUGAAGCCUCCAAUCAGUACGGAGCUCAGCUGGUGACCCGAUCCAUCACCGUCACAGCGCCCCCCAGGAACACCUCGGUGCUGGUCCUGCCCUCUACGAUGGUCCAGGAGGGACAAACCAUCACAGUCUCCUGCCACACGGUCUGUUUCCCGCCGGCCGCCAUCAGUCUGAAGAACCUGGCCAAUGGGACGGAGCUAUACUCGUCCAAUGGCACCUUCCUGUUGGUCAACGUGAUGGCCAGAGACUCUGGGAUGUACCAGGUCAACGUGACCAACGAGCUGGGCUUCCAGGUCCGAGUGUUCAGCAUCCGAGUCAGAGAGAGGAACUCCAGUCCUCCCAGUCUUGGCAGCGUUCUCAUCCCACUCCUCUGCUCCGCCGUUGGGCUCGCCGCCGCCGCUCUGCUCCUCGACUACCUGAAGAGAUCCAGGAAGAAAGGUUUCUAUCAGCUGCCGCAAACUGCCCCGCCUUCAGCCUGAGGGAGGCUAACAGCGGGGCACUGACUUCAAACAUGUGGCUACCAGAUUACAUCAAGUAGCUACCCCUCGAACAUGUGGCUAGCCUCUUCCAACUUCCAGCUAGCGUCUCCAAACAUGUGACUGGCGUCUCCAACCUGCGGCUAACACCUUCAACAUGCAUACAUGGGUUUUAACAUUCCACCAUGUGGCUACCAAAUCCAAAUGUGUUUACAUAUAGACCCAAACUUGCCGUUAUGUCCUAACAUGCGGCUAAAAGAAACAAAACUGUAACGCUCAAAUAUAAAGGGUGAUCUAUAUCUGUCAGACAUGUUUGAGGAGCUUCAAUUAAUCAUCUCGCCGUAUCCAAAUGUGUUCCUAUAUCAUUCCAACACGAUAUUUCUACAUGUGGCUAUGAAGGUCCAAAAUGUGACUUCCUGUCGCUACCUUGUGAUUGCGCCUUCUGUUUUGACAGGCUAACAUGUGGCUGUGUGUCCAAACUAGUGAUGUGUGGGUCGCGAACGUCUAAGAGCCGGCUCUACUAAACAGAGGGAGAGGGCUGCGUGGAGGAGUGUCAGUUUGCACCGUGCUAAUACGAUCAUGAGUGACAGCAGGAAAAGAAGCAGCUUUUGGCUGCAUUUCAACAAUUUUGCGAACACAAAGGCUGAAUGCAGAAUUUGCUAAAUGAAGCUCUCAUACAGAGCAGGGUCUACAGAUAUCCUCCACAGGCACAUGAGAACUGUGCAUCCAACAGUUCAGUUUGGAGAAAAACGGCAGGCCAGCGUGCCUGCUUCUGCCAGUACCUCUACUCCACCUGUUGUUGCUGCUGCUACAGGACGUACCCCCCCAUGCAUCAGGUACACAACAAGCAACACAGAGCUCAAUACGCCAAUUUAUGUCAAAGGCAAUGACCCCAGCAAGACAGCACAUAGGUGUUGCUAUGUGCUGUGUGUAGCGUGAUUCUACAAGCAAGUCAGUGCAUUCAUUGGGUGGUACCAGAGAGGGUCUGUGAAUGCAAUGCAUACUUCAGUAAAAGGAAGUAUUGAAUGAAUGAAGUUAUAUAUGUACACAUAUAAAUCAUGAGUCAAAACAGGGCUACAUUUGAUUGAAUUAUAUGUGGUAAAAAGAAGAGCCGUUUCGGAGCCGAAAGAGCCGGCUCUUCUUGGUGAGCCGAGUCAAAUGAUCCGAGAGCAAUUUAGAAGCUGAAGAUCCCACAAGGAACAAUUGAAGUUUAACCCCCCAUUGGCAAGCAGGCUAAAGUGGUCAGUGAGCCAUAUUUAUUUAGCUGUAUUAUAAUGUGAAAUCUUUGAAGUUGUAGAAUGAAUUUUCAAAUUUGACUAAUUGUAUUUCUUUUGCCUUUUUGUACAAGUAGUGUUACGUGUUUCAACAAGACUGAGCACUGCAAUAAAUAUCAGUGAAAAGAACUCUUGAGUCCAUCACAACCAGUCAUUGGGUGAUGUACAACCCAACACUUGGCUUCCACAACUCAAAUGUGGCUGCCAACAUGACAUCAAUUCACCACCGCUAAGCUAAAGGCGGCUAAUGUUGGGCUAUGAAGGAACUACAGCACGGUGCGUGAUGACGUUUAGUCGUCUCAUUUAGACUCGUUAGCUGUUUUUAAAUCCAGCAGUGAGAGGUAUUUACUGACGUGUUAAUGCUGACCUGCUAACGUGAUGUUCCCGACAUGUGACCACACGACCUGAUGCUCUGUAUAUGAACAGCAGCUAACAUCAUUUUAUAGAUGUGCAGCCCAUUGUGGAUCAAUGUCUUCAAUCAGCUGUAAACUGUGUUUGUUAAUGUGUGUUCUGCUUUGUGGAAAUGUGGUUUAUGUCAUGCAACACAGGUCUGAGGUGCUCCAGCUGAAGACUCAGUUUUCAGUGUACUGUCCCUUUAAAAUUCCCUCUGGGUCAGAUCUUUGGACACGUUUCCUCCCGAGUGUUUUUUAAAUGAGCAGAAGCGGAUCCCUGCUGGUUUGGUACUUAUGUGUUUCUCUUUCUGUUCUUUUAUUAAAGAUAUUUAUUUCUUCA
Messenger RNA from Eleginops maclovinus (Patagonian blennie), 4629 nucleotides. It is a transcript of the gene vcam1b, whose product is annotated as vascular cell adhesion molecule 1b. The record is from RefSeq and is a predicted model, not a curated record. NCBI's taxonomy places the organism in Eukaryota, Metazoa, Chordata, Actinopteri, Perciformes, Eleginopidae. Gene Ontology annotation, biological process: cell-cell adhesion. The transcript is spliced from 10 exons. The coding region runs from base 182 to 2626 and encodes 814 amino acids. Gene Ontology annotation, cellular component: membrane.